UGCAGCUAUACUGUGUGUUAAGCCAGAGUGUGGUGGAUAAAGGCUGUUUCACUAACAUGGAGGAUGAGUUCUUUGGAGAAAAAAGCUUCCAACGUUAUUGUGCAGAAUUCAUCAGACAUUCACAACAGAUAGGUGACGGCUGGGAAUGGAGGACAGCCAAGGAUUGUUCUGAUGGCUACAUGUGCAAAACACAGUUUCAAAUAAAGAAUCAGACUCCGACAGCACAUCUGGGAACAGCUGCCAGUGUGCGCACAUGUCUCCCCACAGAGGAGAAUUUAGAGCUACCACUGGAUGAUUCUGAAGUGAUGGAGCCUUCGGCGGCGGCGGCGGCGGCGGCGGCGGCGGAAGUGAUUAAACACGAGUAUCAUGUCCUAUACUCUUGUAGCUACCAAGUGCCGGUGCUUUACUUUAGGGCAAGCUUUUUAGAUGGGAGACCUUUAGCUCUGGAGGAUAUAUGGGAAGGCGUCCAUGAAUGCUAUAAGCCACGGCUGCUCCAGGGACCGUGGGACACCAUCACCCAACAGGAGCAUCCAAUACUUGGGCAACCAUUUUUUGUUCUACAUCCCUGCAAGACAAAUGAAUUCAUGACUGCUGUGCUAAAGAAUUCACAGAAAAUCAAUAGAAACGUCAACUACAUCACAUCAUGGCUGAGCAUCGUGGGGCCAGUUGUUGGUCUGAAUUUACCUCUGAGCUAUGCUAAAGCAACAACACAGUCGGAGUGAUUUGUUAACAAGCAAGAUCCACUGAUCCUAGAAACUGCAGCGUGAAGAACACCAAGAGCUGUACCUGGGAAGCCUCAGUUUUCAUGGAAAUGGGACUGUAAUGUCUCAUGUCACCAAGAUUUGAUGCGGAUUUCUUUCCUUGGAAAGAAGACAUCUGCAGAAACCUGUUUGGAAUAGUGGUUAUGUGAAAGGAACAAGUCACAGAUUCAGAUCACUAUAAAUAACAAGAAUGAACCUAGUUCAGCAAUGAUGUCAUUUAUGACAUUAUCAGGACUUGUACAGGUCAUUUUUGCCUAGGCACAGUUCUUCUGUUGGAGAUUGAUGGGGAAAUAUAUUGGUGUGCUUGCUUUAGUGUACAAUGUAUGAAAAUUAAAUUGUAGAACUUGCCUGUUUGGGGCUGGAGAGAUGGCUCAGUGGUUAAGAGCACUGACUGCACUUCCAGAGGUCCUGAGUUCAAAUCCCAGCAACCACAUG
Grammomys surdaster is the source of this 1196-nucleotide messenger RNA. It is a transcript of the gene Atg10, whose product is annotated as autophagy related 10. Gene Ontology annotation, biological process: protein modification by small protein conjugation; macroautophagy; protein lipidation. The record is from RefSeq and is a predicted model, not a curated record. Gene Ontology annotation, molecular function: Atg12 transferase activity. The coding region runs from base 57 to 722 and encodes 221 amino acids. The transcript has 8 exons. Gene Ontology annotation, cellular component: intracellular anatomical structure. NCBI's taxonomy places the organism in Eukaryota, Metazoa, Chordata, Mammalia, Rodentia, Muridae.